Calidris pugnax (ruff) is the source of this 3707-nucleotide messenger RNA. RefSeq names its product EDAR-associated death domain (gene EDARADD). The record is from RefSeq and is a predicted model, not a curated record. NCBI's taxonomy places the organism in Eukaryota, Metazoa, Chordata, Aves, Charadriiformes, Scolopacidae. Gene Ontology annotation, biological process: signal transduction. Gene Ontology annotation, molecular function: protein binding. The coding region runs from base 309 to 950 and encodes 213 amino acids. The transcript has 7 exons.
AUCCCUGCGCUACGUGGUUGCGUUAGGCAGCGCCCCGGGUCCCCCCUUCCCGCCGUCGGACGGGAGGAGGCCGCCACCGGCGGGAAGGGGAAAUGCCCGGUGUUUGCCGGCGCCCGCCUGCGGCCUUCGGGGGGCGUCUCACGGAGACAAAAAUUCCCAUUCGAGGCUCCUGGUCUUCCUGCUGCGGAGCGCUGAGAAGUGUCCCGGAGGGACAAUUUUCUGCCAGAGCAGCCAGCUGAUCUGACUCGCUGUAUGUCUGCUCCAUCACUCAACCAGGUCCACGGAAAGAGGCAAGGGUACACAUCCUGAUGGGAAGAAGAAAGGCAGAUCAUGGGGCAAGAGAGCCGGUGGAGGAUACAGAUCCAAGCACUCUUUCCUUAACAAUGACUGAAAAAUAUCCUGUCCAAGACACGGGAGUACCUAAAGUCUUUGUUUUAGAUGAGGAAUACCUAACAGAUCAAGUUACAUUGGAAAUUGCAUCUGUGAACAUCAAGACCCUUACAUCAGAUUCUGGCCUAAUCCAACAGCCAGAAGACAAAGACACGCAAAGCCAUACUGAUGAAUCACUUUCAGAUCUCAAGAAAACCUGCAAGGAAAAUGGCACCUGCUCCUUGUGCUUAUUCCGCGCGCCGACCAUCAGUGACAUGCUCAAUGAUGAGGACUUGUUGUACACAGUGAGGCUAAAGCUGGAUCCCUGCCACCCAACAGUGAAAAACUGGAGAAAUUUAGCAAGCAAGUGGGGGAUGACUUAUGAUGAAUUGUGUUUCCUUGAACAGAAGCCUCAAAGUCCCACCUUGGAGUUCUUGCUACGGAACAGUGACAGGACUGUGGAGCAGCUGAUUGAUCUCUGUAAAUUUUAUAAGAGAAUUGAUGUUGUGAAAGUGCUGCUGAAAUGGGUGGAGGAGGAAUGGCCCAAGAGAGGGAACAGAACUUACCAGAAUGACUUCUAGGUCAAAGAAAGUUGUUAGUUUGUACGUGUUAAGCACUGGGACAAGCUGCCACUAGUACAUGGGAAGUUUCCCUUGCAAGAGAGAGAGAGCCUGUAUUGAUGGUUUGUAUACUGUGUAAGCUUUAUGUACUGUAUACACAUACAUAUGUUCUGUGCCCUCAGGGUUGCAAAGAUAACCUGCCAAAGUGGAUGGAAUAAUGCAGGCUGUGUUCUUGAGUCUACAAAUGCCUUUAGUUUCUUUGCUGCUGUUCUUAGGCUUCCUAAGCAGAAGAGGAGUGAAAAAGCCAGGCCACUGGUUUUACUGCAGCAGCUAUGAACCAUGUCAAUUGUCUGCUGUUGCUAUUGGGAAAGCUACAAUUAGAAGGCAAGUCUCUUGGCCUUUCCGGCAGCCCUUCCACAAUCUUUUAUGUUCUACCUAGUAGAAGAUGAUAAGGUUUUGUUUUGUGUGGUUUUUUUUUUUUCCUCUUUUGUUUUUUAUUUUUUUAAGCUUUAUGACGCUGGUUUUGGCACAGGAACACCUUAGUGUUCCAACCAGCAGUUUGGAUUUGCAUGUUACAAUUCAUUCAACAUUUCAACAUCACAUUCAGGCAAAUUAAGCUUUAAUUCUCUUGUAUAAACAAGAAUAGAUGUUAAACAAAAUAAUUAUUUGUGUACUUCUACAUCAUAGGGCAUAUAUUUGCUAUAGAAAAAUCAUGCAAUUCAAAGACACUUUUCAGCCCAUAACCACUAGGGACCAAAAAAACCCACAACAAUUAAAAUGCUUUAUAUUUAAAAUUAGUUUCCAAAGUUUUGAAGAAAAUACAUACACUGAGUGUACUUACCUGUUUAUCUCAAAUGCCUCUCUCCCUUUGCAGUGUGAGACGACGGCUAAUGCCUCACCCACAGUAUAUCCUUAGUAUUGAGUAUAACUUCCCUUUUCAUGGGCUGUGGUUUUCUUCACAGUCCUGUGGGUUAGCCAACUUUGUCUCACACCAAAGUAAUUGUACAUGUGAAACUAGCACAAGUUUACGUAUUGAUGAAAGCCACUCUAAUGGGAAAUUAACAGGUCAAUUAAUCCACAGUCCAGGUGGAUGGUUAUUAAAGCACUUAUGGUGGUUUAGACUUAUGUUUCUCAAAUAAUUUUGAUACUCUGAAUUACGCUGUUUACAUUGUCACUAUUUUAGAAAUUGGUCUUUUUCCUAGCAUUCUUCUGUGUUCUAAUGUUUUGAAAAAACUCCUGAAAAAUCAGUUAUAUAAUACAAGGUAUAAAGUACUUGUGGCAAUAAUGCCACACACAGAAAUAUUGUGAUUUAAACAUCUACUAGUUAUUACCCUUGCUAAAAGCAUCUCAGACAAUACUAAUAUGUACAUAGGUGUAUAUAUUGAAGCACUGGUGAACAGUAUGUCAAGAUGUGGGGCAAAACUAGAAUGGGGCACAGGUUGAUGCACUGUUUACUUUUCUCGACUAGAAAUGACUAAGAAUUAGUAGCAAAGCUGAGGGAAGUCUAAUGCUGUAUACUGAGUUUCUUAACUGUAACAGAAUGAAAAGGGACCUCUAGUGAUACUAUUCUAUAGAUACUGAGUGAUACGGUUACAGAGGAGCUGGAAGUAAAGACUAACAUUUUCAAUGUCAGGCACUAGUUCUGGGGUGACAUAAAUUAGCUUUAUUUUAGUGGCUUCAAGAAGCUGAAAAUCUAGUUUCAAGGUAAAAGACUGACCUAAAUUUGAGGCUUGAUUUUUUUUUUUUUUUAUCUUUUUUAAAAUGCUUUUGGAAGACUGGAAUUUUUAAUAACUUUUUUUUAACUAUUCCUCAAAAAAGCUGCUGCUCUUCAGAACAGUAAGUUUUCUAGCCAUAUUUUAAAGAGGAAAUUGUACUGCUCUAUUUUGUUGGGGCUGCAGUUCAAAUGUUUCACGACCCUCUUCUAGGAACAGGGAUUUCCCAAUAGAUAUCUGUCAACCCUAACUUUUGCAAGUAAUCUUCUGUCUUUAGUUUGGAGCUCUAGAAUCAGCUUUGAGAACUAUUGCUGUGGCUGGGCUGCCUGCUAUUUUCAGUUCCUACACCAGGCAUCCACUGCAUAUGGGCAAAUAGCUCGUAAUACAACUUGUCCAAUGUACUCCCUGUACCUUGGGCCUAUGAUAUGCAUGGUUUAGGAUCAUGUGUCACGUUGUUCUUCAGGGUUAUGAGUGCUGGCACAUAGGCCAAACAGUUUUUUCUUCCCCAUAACAUACCACUGUUCUAUCUGUGUGUUAUUAUAAUGUGUUCUGAUUUGUAUAUCCAGUCCAGCAAGGAACUGGGCCUCUCACCUAAGACUCACAAUGUGUACAUGAAACGAUGCUGAUGCAGCAGCAUUUCUGAAUCAAGAUGUUCAAUUGAAAUCUACCCCUUUUCCUGUUUUCUGGCUAAAACGUGUGAAAUUUUGAAGGAACACUGUUGUCUUGUGGAAAUGAGUUCUGAUCCGUUGAAGCUCUUGAAAAGUCAAUGUCAGCUGCAAGGAUUCAUGUCUGAUGGAAAUAAAGCUGCUUCUGAGAGUUCAUAUGUGGAUUCUGCAUAAAUUCAGCACUGAAGAUUGAAAAUGUUAGUCUUAAACAAACACUGGAUUACUCAUUAGUAUACUUGAAAUAUUUUUUUCCUCUUUGUAUGGCAUGAAUUGAGAUGUACACACUUUUUUUAGUUUUAUAUCUGUUUACAAGAUACUGGGUCUGAGUGUUAAGCUUAUUCUUAUAUCUUCUGUUAUAAUGCAUACUAUUUUUAGAAGAAAUAUAGAUUGUCACUGUUUGA